Molecule: messenger RNA, 1341 nt
Organism: Didymosphaeria variabile
Lineage: Eukaryota; Fungi; Ascomycota; Dothideomycetes; Pleosporales; Didymosphaeriaceae
Gene: zuo1
Product: Zuotin
Exons: 2
Coding region: 1-1341 (446 amino acids)
Biological process (GO): regulation of translational fidelity; 'de novo' cotranslational protein folding
Cellular component (GO): cytosol
Molecular function (GO): Hsp70 protein binding; ribosome binding
Source: RefSeq, a predicted model, not a curated record
AUGGCAUCGGCGUCUGUACAGAUUAACCUGCCUCUGCCAGUCCUGCCUGCGGGUUGGACCGCGGAGAAAGACUUCAAGCCUAUCGGGCACCUCAGCCAUGCGACUGACCGCAACAUCGAGCCUGUCGGCCCCCAUUUCCUCGCCCACGCGCGCAGGAAGCGACACAAGCGCACCUUCUCCGAGGACGACCGCAUCCAGGCUCAGGCGAACGUGAAGAAGAUCGAGGAUGAUGAUGAGGGCGAGAUCAGCGAACCUGAGGACCCACUGAUGCUGCAGCGCGAGGCUAAGGACUGGAAGGGCCAGGACCACUACGCUGUUCUUGGGAUCACGAGGUACCGAUGGCGCGCCACCGAAGAUCAGAUCAAGCGUGCCCACCGCAAGAAGGUCCUCAAGCACCACCCCGACAAGAAGGCCGCCAAGGGUGGGACCGAGGACGAUCAAUUCUUCAAGUGUAUUCAGAAGGCUACUGAAGUUCUUCUCGACCCCGUCAAGAGGAAACAGUUUGACUCUGUUGACGAGGCGGCGGACGUUGAGCCACCCACGAAGUCGGAGACGAAAAAGGGUAAUUUCUACAAGCUCUGGGGCAAGGUCUUUGAUGCAGAAGGCCGUUUCUCGAACAAGCAGCCUGUGCCGAAGCUUGGUAACGAGAAGAGCAACAAAGAGGAUGUUGAGAACUUCUACAACUUCUGGUACAACUUCGACAGUUGGCGAACCUUUGAGUACCUCGACGAGGACGUUCCUGAUGACAACGAGAACCGAGAUCAGAAGCGCCACGUUGAGCGCAAGAACCAGAACGCUAGGCGCAAGAAGAAGACUGAGGACACUGCGCGCUUGAGGAAGCUUGUUGACGACUGUUUGGCCCUCGACGAGCGCAUUAAGCUCUUCCGCCAGCAGGAGAACGCUCACAAGAACAAGCGUCGUCUUGAAAAGGAGGCGGAGCAGAAGCGCAUCGCUGAGGAUGCUGCCAAGGCCAAAGAAGAGGAGGCUAAACUCCAGGCUGAGAAGGAGGCCGCUGAGAAGGCACAGAAGGCUGAGGGCAAGAAGGCUAAGGAGGCUGCCAAGAACGCGGCGAAGAAGAACAAGCGUGUCAUUCGCGGCGCUGUCAAGGAUGCCAACUACUUCCAUGGAGCUGGAGAUGCCCCGGCCUCACAGAUCGACAGCGCGCUCAACGAUGUUGAUGCCCUCAUUACCAAGCUUGACAACGAAGAGAUUGCCGCGCUGACGGCCAAACUGAACGGGGCGAAGGGUGCCGAUGCGAUCAAGCAAGUCUACCAGGACGAGGUCAAGCAGUUGAUAGGCGCUGGCAAGUUGAAGGAGGGAGAGCUCAAGUCUCUAUCGUAG